Molecule: messenger RNA, 1392 nt
Organism: Closterium sp. NIES-65
Lineage: Eukaryota; Viridiplantae; Streptophyta; Zygnematophyceae; Desmidiales; Closteriaceae
Source: the annotation of a GenBank genome assembly
AUGGACGACCACGUCCACGUCCACGUCUACGACCACGUCCACGUCCACGUCCAGGUCCACAUCCACGUCCACGUCCACGACCACGUCCACAUCCACGUCCACGUCCACAUCCACGUCCACGACCACGCCCACGUCCACGUCCACGUCCACCUCCAAGUCUACCUCCACGUCCACGUCCACGUCCACGACCACGUCCACGUCCACGUCCACGUCCAGGACCACGUCCACGUCCAGGUCCACGUCGACCACGACCACAUCAACGUCCACGUCCACGUCCACGUCCAAGUCUACGUCUACGUCCACGUCCAAGUCCACGUCCACGUCCACAUCCACGACGUCCUCCACGACCACGUGGACGUGGACGUGGACGUGGACGUCGUGGACGUGGACUUGGACGUGGACGUGGAGGACGUGGACGUGGACGUGGACGUGGACGUGGUCGUGGACGUGGACGUGGACGUGGACGUCGUGGACGUGGACGUGGUCGUGGACGUGGACGUGGUCGUGGACGUGGACGUGGACGUAGACGUGGAGGUGGUCGUGGAGGUGGACGUGGACGUGGACGUGGACGUGGACGUCGUGGUCGUGGACGUGGACGUGGAUGUGGACGUGGACGUGGACGUGGUCGUGGACGUGGUCGUGGACGUGGACGUCGUGGACGUGGACGUGGAUGUGGACGUGGACGUGGUCGUGGACGUGGACGUGAACGUGGACUUGGACGUGGACCUGGACGUGGACGUGGACGUGGACGUGGACGUGGUGGACGUGGACGUGGCCGUGGACGUGGACGUGGACGUGGACGUGGUCGUGGACGUGGACGUGGACGUGGACGUGGACGUCGUAGACGUGGACGUCGUGGUCGUGGACGUGGACGUGGACGUGGACGUGGACGUGGUCGUGGACGUGGUGGACGUGGACGUGGCCGUGGACGUGGACGUGGACGUGGUGGACGUGGACGUGGCCGUGGACGUGGACGUGGACGUCGUGGACGUGGUGGUGGUGGACGUGGACGUGGCCGUGGACGUGGACGUGGACUUGGACGUGGACCUGGACAUGGACGUGGACGUGGUCGUGGACGUGGUGGACGUGGAAGUGGUCGUGGACGUGGACGUGGACGUGGACGUGGACGUGGUGGACGUGGACGUGGCCGUGGACGUGGACGUGGACGUAGACGUGGACGUGGUCGUGGACGUGGUCGUGGACGUGGACGUGGAGAUGGAGGUGGACGUGGUCGUGGACGUGGACGUGGUCGUGGACGUGGACGUGGACGUGGACGUGGAGGUGGUUGUGGACGUGGACGUGGUCGUGGACGUGGAGGACUUGGACGUGGACGUGGUCGUCCACGUGGACGUCGACGUGGACGUGGACGUUCCGGCCUUCAGCAGUGGGUGA